Molecule: messenger RNA, 842 nt
Organism: Ruditapes philippinarum (Manila clam)
Lineage: Eukaryota; Metazoa; Mollusca; Bivalvia; Venerida; Veneridae
Exons: 4
Coding region: 97-789 (230 amino acids)
Molecular function (GO): protein binding
Source: RefSeq, a predicted model, not a curated record
AAGGCCUGAGAACGUAAGUAAAUCAAACAGACGUAAAAGUGUUCAUGUAUUUAGACCAAAGUAGCUAGAUUAUCUUGCAUUUAUACAGAUAACACCAUGGUUCCUAUGAAGACAACCGUUGCUCUGUUUGCUUUAGUGGCCUUGUCAGCUGCAAAACCACCGGGAGGCGGCCAUGUUCCAAGUCCAGGAGAAGUUGAUGCUGCUAUCGUAAAUAUAAACUUGCAUUACAAUGACAAACUAUGUUUGGAACUUCUUCUUGUGGACUGUGCCACUCAUGUAACACAAGGAGACGAGAUGGUAUGCGGAUCCGACGGAAUUACCUAUGCCAAUCACUGUGUGUUUACACAUGCCAUGUGUGAAUUCCUCCAUUCUGAUGUGCAUGAUCUAAAGAUUAACCACCGUGGUGCCUGUACAACAGCAACCGGAUCGACAAUGCCACCAGCAACAGUUGCCUUAGGGUCCACAAUGGCACCAGCCCAAGGAUCCACAAUGCCACCAGCAACAGCGGCCCAAGGUUCCACAAUGGCUCAAGCUACAGCGACCCAAGGUUCCACAAUGGCACCAAUAACGACAACAGUGGUGGUGACAACCACGUCUGAUCCUAUUGGCAGUAUUGUGCAAAAUGUGUUUUGUCAAAACGUUGCCACAAUUAGUUGUGGAAGUACUUUUGAAAUCCUUUGUGGAUCUGAUGGGCAGUUUUACCCGAAUCAAUGUGAGCUGUCAAAACAAAAAUGUCAGGACCCAACGCUUACUGUAGCUGACAAGUCUACAUGUCCCAUUUCAGGGUGAUUGUAAUUGAGUUUAUAUGAAAGAUUAAUAAAAGUCAUUGUUUCAAUAUGAAA